AUGCCAGCGAAAACGAAACCGACCCUCGUACAGACGCUGCUCAACCGCCCGUCCCAGUCGUACGCGACGCAGAUACAGGCCGAGUCUGGACCCAAGAAGGAGUAUUACUCGACAAAGCAGGAGAUGCUGCGUAUCGCCGCCGCUGCCGCCCGGGAGGCUGCUGAUGGUGGUGAUGGUCAGCUACAGCGAGUGCACGGACGCAGGCGAGAACGAGGCAAAGAAGACUUUGAAUCGUCUUCCAGUAUGAGUACAAGCACGCGGAUGAGCGAAAACGACCGGAUAUCAGCCGCCUUUCAUCCCCCUUCGUCAACCUCAACUUCAACGUUAUCAUCACACACACUGGCGAAACCACUCUACAGGUCCACAGGACCUCCACCUCCACCCCGCCACCACCACCAAAACCACCACCACGAGGUCGACGACGACGAGGAGGGAGACGUGGACUCGGACCUCGAAGAGGUCUUUUUCACACCCAACACCUCCCCGCGCACAUCCAUGGCCUCCUCCGUCGCCACACUCACCUUCCCCUCCCUAUCCGCCCGCAAGCCAAGCCGCAGAUCACUCACAGCCGCCAGGGACUCGCACUCGCACUCGCACCUGCCACUCCAGCUCCCUGUAGAUGCUCCCAGUGCCAGUGACAGUGCUGGUGUUAAUCCUACACCGCACACUACCAAAACGCCACAGGCGUCUCUGCCUCAAGGCCCGCACGCGGCAGUCCCCUCCACCCGCACCCCCUCCUCCUCCUCCAUCUCCCGCGCGCGCCAUGCACACGUGUUAUCCACCGCAUCGACGUCGACGAUGUCCGUGUCCUCGACGAGUCUCGAUGCCCACUCCGUCUUUUCGGGGUUUGUGGAUUCGGAAGAGUCGACGGUGACGGUGCUUACGAGUCCUUAUCAGAGUGAUGAAAUGGGGAGUGGGAGUGGGGGUAGGGGGAAGGGCAGGGCGGGCGUGCCUGUGCCUGUGCCUGCGACGGCGACGAUGAUAAAGGGCGAUAGAGGUGGUACUGCGGGCGCGAGUGGGACUGCGACUGCGACGGCUACGAACGGGCGGGCACGAGGCUACGCGCAUCAACACGUUGAGCCGGAUAAGGAUAAUGCAAAGGGAAAGGUCAAGGCAAAAGAAGUAGAAAGAGAACGAGCAAAGGAAGUGGAAAACAAAGAAAGGGAAGCGAGAAAGACGACGCAGCCUGAUGCGGCGCGAUCGCGCGCGAAUCCGUCUACCAGCGCCAUAGCCAACGCUUCCAACUCUAAGCAACAAGCGGGUGCACCGAGCGCGUGGGCGGAGCGGUCGGCUAAGAUCGCUGCUGCUGCUGCUGCUGCGUCGAAAGCGGGUGCGGGUGCAGGUAAAGUGGAUGCGGGUGCGGGUAAAGUGGACGUGAAGCGGACAACGAGCUCGGGGAGUGCGAGUCGGGAUGCGAAUGCGAAGGGGAAAGAGAGAGAGCGCGAACGCGAGCGGGAGAGGGAGAAGGAGAGGGAGAGGGAGAAGAAAGGUGUUGGCGCUGGCGCUGGCGCUCCUCGUGUAUCUUCCCAAAGUCAAAGUCAUGCCCAAAAUCAAAGUCAAGCGCCGCAAACACCUACGCAGACACCUACGCAGACACCUACGCAUCGCUCAUCACAACCGCCGUCCACAUCGACGUCGACAUUGAAUCAAAGUGUACCAUCGACGAAAACGUACCCCGGUUCUCCUUCCUCUCCUUCCUCUGCUUCUCCUUAUUCACCUUCACCUUAUUCACCUUCUCCUUCUCAGUCGGCUUCAUUGUCUUCGACAACGACGCCGACGACGACGAAGAAGCAACCACAUACGUUUUCGGCGUUCGCUGCGCUUCCUGCGUCUUCUCCGGUGUCGGGGUCGGGAUCAGCGUUGGGGUCGGGGUUGGGGUCGAGUUCUACAAAAGGCGCUGGGAAGACGAAUGGGCAUGCGUCUGCUGGUGGUGUUGGUGGACCUUCAACCCCUUCGUCGGGAUCGAAAUCGGCGUCGAAGGUUAAUGGACACGCAGAUGCGAAUGGAGAUGUAAACGCAGCGGUACCCUCUUCUUCUGCUGGUGCUGGUGCUGCGCCGUCUUCGGCGGCGGCGGCGGCGGCGGCGGCGCGGUCGUCGUCUGGUAAAGCUGUGUCUCCUGUGCCGACUUCGAGUUCGGCUUCAACGGCGACUUCGACGGCGACUUCGAGUGCAACGCGCCAGCAACAAACUCAAAAACAACCCCAAUCUCAACCCCAGUCUCAACAACCCCAACAGCAGCCUCGGCCCCAACAGCGCAAAAAACCAGCGGUAUAUAAACCCCCACCGAGCACUAUGCUAGGCAUGGACGCGUUGCUUGAGGAAGACGAGGACGAGGACGCGGAUGCCGGCUUCGACGCGUACGCUUAUAAUGGGAACGCUUAUAAUGGGAACGCGGAGCGAGGGGAGGGGGAGGGGCGGUAUGAAUGGAGUCCUAGUUGGGAUGAGGGGUUAGGUGCUGGUGUGGGAGUGGGCACAGGAGGAGGGGGAGGGGGAGGGGGGAAGACGUUAAGGCAUACGCGCGGGCGGACGGCGCAGGGACAUGGGCAGGGACGGGACGCGUCGUCUUCGUCUUCAUCUGCGUCUUCGCAUUCGAAUUCCCAAUCUACCGCAACAGCACGGCACCCAAAAACCCAAACCCAAACGCCCAAAACCCAAACUCAAACGCAAACGCAAACGCAAACACAAACACAAACGCCAAAAACGCUCUCCGACGAAGUCCAAGCUUUGCACACGAGCUUCGGGCCGCCAGGCGGGGACAGACCGAGUUAUGGGACGCAGGGGUACAGCGCGCUCGUGCUCCCGCGCGCACCUGCGCCUUUAUCGCUUUCCCUUGCCCAUCUGGGCGAUGACGGCGGUGGUGGGGGUAACGCGUUUUUAGGCAACGGGCGUGGGCACACGAACGGACUUGGUCUGGGACAUGGAUGGAGGAACGGACACAGACACGCAACACUAAAACCGCUCUCCCUAAAAACACUAACCACACUCGCGCUCUCGCCCGAAGGACGCGUGGAUCUGACGCAGAGCGGGCUGGCGAGUGGGACGAUGGCGAGUGUGGAGGUUGUUAGGGGGUUGGCGAGAGCUAGAGCGGGUGGUGGGGUUGGAGGGGUGGGGGGUGUUUUGGGGUUUAUUAGGAGGCGGGCUGGGUCGGGCGCGGGGGUGGGGGUGGGGAGGAGCCGCGCAGCUAGUGUUGGUGUUGGCGCUGGUGGUAUAGCUGCGAACGCGAACGCGAAUCCAAACGCGAACGGCGCGAUCCCAAGCACAAGCACGAUGACAAGCCCACUAAGCUUCACAUCCUACCGCGCCCCGCCAAACUAUGUGCCGAGCGGAAGCGUGCUUGUGCAGGUGUGGGCGGUGGGCGUGGAUGGAGUGGAUGGGCGGCUUGUUGGGGUGCGGUUUGGUGCGGGUGGAGGAGGAGGUGGGGGUGGGGGUGGUGGGGGUGGUGGUGGUGGAAGAGGAGGAGGUGCGGGUGCGGGUGGUGGUGAAGGAGGUGUGGUGCAGGAUGAGGGAGAGGAGACGGAGCAAGAAACGGAGAUGGAGACGGAGACGGAGGAAAGACGCGCUGGCGAGACGGAGGCAGAGGCAGAGGCAGAGCCUGAUACGGAGGAGGAGACGGAGGAGGCGCAGUAUUAUUCCACUCCACCGCCUAUGACCCAGCCGCAGAAGAAAGGCGGCUUCGCGGCGCUUGGGAGGUCGUUGAGUUUGCGUUUGUCGCGCGGGAAUGGGAACGGGAACGGGACGGUGAAGCAGCAGAAGGACAAGGAGAAGGAGAAACCGAAGAGGUCUGCGUCGGCUGUUGUUGGUGCUUUGCGCGCGGGCGGUAAUAAUGCGAGUGCGAGUGCGGGUGCGAGUGCGGGUGCGAAUGGGAGCGCGACGAUGCGUGGGCAGUCUGAGCCGCCGCAGACGCCUCCGCGGCAUAAAGACGGCGCGGGUGGUGGUGGUGGUGGGCAUAAGCGCUCGUUGUCGUUCUCCCUCAAGCGGGGUACUGGCAACGCAGCGUCGUUAUCGUCUCCUGCGUCUGGGAAGUCUCAGGACCAACAAGGGCAAAAGAAAAACAUACUGAAAAAAGAGAAAACCCGACUUAAGAGAGCCCAGACGGUGAAAGCGGAGGUGGGGUAUAUACCUGGGAGAAGCUUUGUGGGGCGGGUGUUGGAGUGUGGGUGGGAGGUGCGGGAUGAGGUUGUGAGGAAGGGUGAGUGGGUUGUUGGGUUGUUGGAUGUUAGGAAGGCUGGCGCGCUGGCAGAGUUUAUCGUCGUCGAUCGUCGGCGUAUCCAUAGGGUGCCGCAGCCUAGCGGUGCGGGCGAGGAUGGUCGACCCAUGUGGGCCCCCGCGGCAAGUUCGUCACCGACGACGAUCCCGCUGUCGCUUGAGGAGCUCGCGCUGUUGCCGCUGUGUGGGCUCCCUGCGUAUCGCGCCGUGCGCACGUUUUUGUAUGCGUUUUCGUCUGCUAGAGAUCGGGAGGGGCUCUCGGCGCCUUCCGCCGCGCUCGACUUUGUCGGCAAUGGGAAUGGGAACGGGCACACGAACAACAGCGCCAUGCGCCCGCCCCUUUCACCUCACAACUCAUCCACGCGGCGCGGCACACUACCCGAACACGACGCAGACAGACGGCGCCGCGUGCUCGUUCUGCGCGGGCACGACGGGGCCGGGGCGAUGGCGGUGCAGAUGCUCGCUGCGCGCGGGUGGCGGGUGAGCGUGCAUGUGCCGUGCUCGGCGAUGCCCGUGCGUGCAAGGGUGGACGGGGCGGUUGUGGACCGGUUUAUGCAGGUUACGGAGGAGAGGGCGAGGGUGUGGGGUGCGGAUGAGAUUAUACAUGAUGAUGGUGCGCCUGGGGGCGCUGGUGCUGAUGUGGGUGUGGGAGGGGGGUAUGGUGAGGGGUAUGGGGAUGGGGACGGGGAUGAUGGGAGUGCGGCGGCUGUGAGAUUGAUGGAGAUGAUUAGAGAGGAGGGAGAUGUGUUUGAUGCUGUACUUGAUACGAUUGGCGGGCGCGAGGUGAGAGAGGCGGCGGAGAGGCUUUUAAGGUCCCCUGGUGGGAGGAGGGAUCAUGGGCAGUUUACGACGCUCGUUGGGGAUGCGCCGCAUCGCGUUGUGCCGAGCGCGGGCGAUAAUUUUAGGGCGGGGUUGCGUGCGCUGAGAGUUGGCGGUGCGGGUGCGGCGGUGGAUUCGGUGGGUGGUGGUGGUGUUGAUGAAAGCGCCGGUGGAGGAGGUAAAGUGGGCUAUGCGUGGAUAAGCGUCGCGCAGGAUGUGGAUUGGGAAGGCGUAGAUGUGGGCGAGACGCUGGGUACUGUUGUGAGGCUUGCGAUGGAGGAGGGUCUGAGGCCUGUUUUGGACGAUAUGGAGUAUGAUGCCGAGGAUGCGGGGGUAGGGGUAGGGGUAGGGGUAGGAGCGGGAUCGCGGGCGGUGCGGUUCGAGGAUGCGCCGGGGGUGUUUGUGGAUGAUGGACCGUUGCGCGAUGGCGGGACGGUUGUUGUGCGCGUUGCGGUGUGA
Psilocybe cubensis is the source of this 5484-nucleotide messenger RNA. RefSeq lists its product as uncharacterized. The record is from RefSeq and is a predicted model, not a curated record. NCBI's taxonomy places the organism in Eukaryota, Fungi, Basidiomycota, Agaricomycetes, Agaricales, Agrocybaceae. The transcript is spliced from 3 exons. The coding region runs from base 1 to 5484 and encodes 1827 amino acids. Gene Ontology annotation, cellular component: mitochondrion.